GUCGUAGUUUGUGCUGAUAUGAUCAGUGGCUUACAAGUUGCAGUUGCUGCUUAUGCUACAGUCUUCUGCUGUGUUCUAGUGAAGAAUAGUUUGCUUGUUUUGUGAGAGGGUGCGAAUAUUAAUUGCGGAAAGUAACUUGAAUAAAUUGAAUUUUAUCUAUUUGUUGUGGAUUUUGGGGGUUUUAAUAACCUUCUCGCCAGACGAUGGCGGCCUCCAAUAAUGAUGACAAUGCCGAGAGUGUGCAGUAUUUCGAAGGCGUAGAGAAACUUCUUGAGGUUUGGUUUACUAGCAGCGACGGCAAAGACAAACAGCGAGAUCUUCGGCAAAUUCCUCGACAAAAAUGGGAAUCAUUGCUGAAGAUUGUGCGCUGCGAGAUUAUCAGCUUUUGUCGAAAUGACCAGGUCGAUGCUUACGUCCUGAGUGAGAGCAGUAUGUUUGUUUCGAAACGCAGACUAAUUUUAAAGACAUGCGGUACUACUACGCCAUUACAGUGUUUGGAACCACUGUUAAAUCUUGUAGAGCGUUUUAGCGGUUUUGACGAGGUCGAGGAUGUUUUCUACUCUCGUAAAAACUAUAAGAAGCCGGAACUACAAAUGCCACCCCAUCAAGCAUUUGAGGAAGAAGUUGCAUUACUUGAUACCUUCUUCCCUGAUGGAGAAGCUUACUGUUUAGGAUCUGCAGACACAGAUUGCUGGUAUUUAUACACUCUCAACAGAGAAAAAUUAUCGAAAGAAGACAGAGAACCUGAUCAAACGUUGGAAAUCCUAAUGAGUCACCUCGAUCCAGAUGUGAUGUCGAUUUUCACACGAGAGGUGUGUUCAUCUGCAGCUGAAGCAACUGAAAAAUCUGGAAUCGACAAACUAAUACCUAGUAUGGUGAUCGAUGACUUCCUAUUCGAGCCUUGUGGUUACUCUAUGAAUGGAGUAUCAAAAAGUGGUAGCUACAUGACCAUACAUAUUACUCCUGAACCAGAAUUCUCUUACGUAUCAUUCGAAAGCAACAUUCCUGAAGCUGCCUAUGAUGAAGUCGUACAUAGAGUUCUGAAGACGUUUAAACCGGGAAAGUUUGUAAUUACAAUCUUCGCUAACAAGGAAUCUGUGGCUGCUGAUUGUCCUAAAGAGCUAGAGCAAUCAGACUACAGCAAUUUCGAUGGCGAUUGGCUGCGAAAGGAUGUACAAUAUUGUCGUUUCAAAAACUACGACCUGACAUGUGCAUUUUACUCUAAAUUCCCAAGCUGAGGGUAUAUGGACGCCUCGUUACUUUCUUG
Belonocnema kinseyi is the source of this 1267-nucleotide messenger RNA. RefSeq names its product S-adenosylmethionine decarboxylase proenzyme (gene SamDC). Gene Ontology annotation, cellular component: cytosol. Lineage: Eukaryota; Metazoa; Arthropoda; Insecta; Hymenoptera; Cynipidae. The record is from RefSeq and is a predicted model, not a curated record. Gene Ontology annotation, biological process: spermine biosynthetic process; spermidine biosynthetic process. The transcript has 6 exons. Gene Ontology annotation, molecular function: adenosylmethionine decarboxylase activity. Bases 204 to 1238 code for a protein of 344 amino acids.